UUGGUUUUCAAAAAGAGAGAGAGAGAGAGAGAGAGAGAGAGAGAGAUGGGCAAGAGGAUAGAAGGAAUCCUUCACAUGGUCGGAGGAGCUGGGGAAACCAGCUACGCCUCCAAUUCUAAGUUUCAGGUAGUGUUGAACACCCCAACUGUUUGCAUGAACUUAAACAACUUACACUUGCGUAGGCGUCAGCAUAUCUUUUCACUGGUUUGCUAACUGCGUCCCAGGAGAAGGUACUUCACAUGGCGAAGCCAAUACUGGAGGAGGCAAUCGGAGGGGUUUACAUGUCGCUGCUCCCCGAGAGGAUGGCGGUGGUCGACUUAGGUUGUUCCUCGGGCCCUAACACUUUGGAGGUGGUCUCCGAGGUGCUCGACGUGAUUGGCAAGCUACGGCGGAGCCUGGGACGCCAGGAGAUGCCGGAGAUCCUGUUCUUCUUGAAUGACCUCCCGGGGAAUGACUUCAAUCACGUCUUCCGGUCUCUGGGAGAUUACAAGAGGAAGGUCGAGGAGGAGAAGGGGAAGCUGCUGGUGCCAUACUACGUCGUGGGAGUUCCAGGCUCCUUCUACGGCAGGCUUUUCCCUUGUCAAAGUGUCCACUUCUUCAACGCUUCCUGUUGUCUCAACUGGCUCUCUCAGGUUCCUGAAGGUGAACAGGGAGUUCCACUCAACAAUAAGAACAUCUAUGUUUCAGAGACAAGCCCACUGGAAGUUGUUAAAGCAUAUCAAGACCAACACCAAAGAGACUUGUCAGGGUUCCUUAGGUGCCGUCAUGCAGAACUAAGCUACGGAGCAAGAAUGGUAUUGUCAUUUCUAGGAAGGAAAGGGAGUUAUCCACCCUCGGGAGAUGUGGGAUACUUUUACGGCCUGUUAGCCGAAGCCCUGAGUGCUUUGGUGUCACAGUUCUUCUUAAAUGACCUUCCGAGGAACGACUUCAAUCACGUUUUCCGGUCUCUGGGCGAGUACAAGAGGAAGGUCGAGCAAGAGAAGGGGAAUCUGCUGGUGCCCUAUACGUGGUGGGAGUGCCGGGCUCCUUCUACGGCAGGCUUUUCCCACGUCGGAGCGUCCACUUCUUUCAUUGUUCUGGAUCUCUCAACUGGCUCUCUCAGGUUCCUCAAGGACUCGACACCGAACGGGGUGCCUCACUCAACAACAAGAACAUCUACAUUACAGAGACAAGCCCACCGGAGGUUGUGAAAGCAUAUCAACAGCAAUUCCUAAGAGACCUUUCAGAAUUUCUCAGGUGUCGGCAUGCAGAACUCUGCUACGAAGGCAGACUGGUGAUUUCAUUUGGAGGCAGGAAAAGUAAUUGCCCGACCUACGGACAGAUGAGACACCUCUGGGGACUCUUAGCUGAGGCCCUGAAUGCUUUGGUGUUAGAGGUAAGAAGUAACAUCGAUUGAUGACAUCGUGACAACUGAUUCAUCGAGUUAUUUACGUAUCAAAUCCAGGGAAUGAUAGAGGAGGACAAACUGGUAACCUUCAAUCUGCCACGUUAUGCGCCUUCCAUGGAAGAAGUGAAGGCAGUCAUCCAUGGUGAUGGUCUGUUCGAUGUAGAAGAAGCACAAGCACUAGACAUUUCGUCGAACACCAAAGAGCGCUGUCCUCCUUGGGCAGUAAACCACCAUCUUGUAGACUAUAUACAGAGUCCGGGGGCUCAAAACUUAGCAUUCCAAGCACCACAAUUACUUAGAAGAAGAGAGAGAGACAUCCACUUGAUUGCAUUCAAGUAGACUAAGAUAUGUGCCUGCCAGAUGACAAGCUUUUGGAAGAGAGAGGCAUCCUCACGAGUUCAUCUUCAUGGAUACAGGGACAUUUGAUGUCCAAUAGAGAAUGAUACCAAGUGUACACAAAAUUGGAGUAACUUCAAAAACAUAAAAGAAUUCCAUCUGUGUAGAGCGAAUUCUGUACCAGUAGAGGACUGGAGAGAAACUCCCCAAUAUUUCUGCAUGCAUCUUGUAGAUGCAGCCUUGUCAAUAUAAAUUCUGGAAAAAGAAACAAGGAUUUAGCACCAGAAAAAUAAAAACA
Musa acuminata AAA Group (dessert banana) is the source of this 2021-nucleotide messenger RNA. RefSeq names its product probable jasmonic acid carboxyl methyltransferase 2. The record is from RefSeq and is a predicted model, not a curated record. Bases 240 to 1190 code for a protein of 316 amino acids. Gene Ontology annotation, molecular function: S-adenosylmethionine-dependent methyltransferase activity. The transcript is spliced from 4 exons. Gene Ontology annotation, biological process: methylation. Lineage: Eukaryota; Viridiplantae; Streptophyta; Magnoliopsida; Zingiberales; Musaceae.